UAAAUAGUCCACAUUGCUCCUGCCCAGACUCUGGCAUCUUCAGCUGUCUCAUUCCAGCGAGGCCCGGCCUCUAAACAACACUGAUAAUCUAGUUCAGAUGGAAAACAGCGGCGAGCUGCGGCAAUGAGCUUCAUGUUUAUACUGUGGGUCUUUAUCCAAAUGUCUACAGGGAAGAAAAACUAACAGGAACAGGACGGCCACAGCGACUUGUCAAAUUUUCCGUCCAAGAACAGCAAGUAUUUGGGGAGGUUAUGUGUCAAGUUGCUGAAUGCCAUUUGUGAUGAUUGCACGACAACACCACAGUGAAACAUGCAGCUAUGAGGCCAGAGGAGGAGCCAGAGUAUCAGACACCACCCACCUGCGAUCUGCUCAGCCUUCUGCUGAGAAACAGACGCCCCACUGGAGCUGUCAAUGAGGUUUGGCCCAACCUCUACAUCGGAGAUGCGGCCACAGCUCAGGAUAAAUCCCUGUUAGUGAAUCUGAGGAUAACACACGUGGUGAACGCCGCAGACGGAGUCCAGCACAUCGACACUGGACCACUUUUCUACUCAGACACCAACAUUCUGUAUCACGGCGUAGAAGCAGCAGACCGUAAAGAUUUUGACUUGGGCCCAUUUUUCACAGAGACGGCCGAUUUCAUUCACGGUGCUCUGAGUCACAAAGGUUCUCACAUGGAGGUGAGAUAUUCAGCUGCAACAUGCAACUUCACCAGUAAAGUGCUCGUCCACUGUGCGCGAGGAAUCAGCCGCUCUGCGACUCUCGUGUUGGCUUUCCUCAUGAUCAAAGAGAGACUCACCCUCAUUGACGCAGUACAGACCGUUCGCCAGCACAGGAACGUUCUGCCAAAUGUUGGAUUUCUCAACCAGCUCCGUCACCUGGACUCAUCCUUGGCUCUGCAGCGGAGAACAACGUGAUAUGAAGAUGUGGAGAGAAUGUUCCUCUCAUGUCAGUGUUGAGAUCAUACCAAAAGUUAUAUGUCCAGUAGAUUAAAGAGCUUUUUCUAAUAUAUUUGCAGAUUAAUCUUGCUGUUCUUAAAUAAAUAUAAGGACAUGUAUACUACAUCUGCUGAAACACAGCUUAAAGUAACAACACAUUUUUUUUUCACAGCUUUAAAAUGAUGUCUAUGACUCACUGACUUGUAACAGGAAGAAUAGAUUUUUUAAAAAUACCCUCUGCACUUGAAAAUCUGUCCGUGGAAGUUUUUGGAGUUGGAAUAGUCACAGAGAUUCAGGUCGAGCGAGUUCACGAGUAAUGCUGAACUGGGCUCGGUGAAAAAUAAAAACGCUGAAGACGUUAAA
Messenger RNA from Solea senegalensis (Senegalese sole), 1298 nucleotides. RefSeq names its product dual specificity phosphatase 29-like. Gene Ontology annotation, biological process: protein dephosphorylation; negative regulation of MAPK cascade. Gene Ontology annotation, molecular function: MAP kinase phosphatase activity; protein tyrosine/serine/threonine phosphatase activity. The coding region runs from base 318 to 914 and encodes 198 amino acids. Lineage: Eukaryota; Metazoa; Chordata; Actinopteri; Pleuronectiformes; Soleidae. The record is from RefSeq and is a predicted model, not a curated record. The transcript is spliced from 4 exons. Gene Ontology annotation, cellular component: cytoplasm.